Messenger RNA from Amoebophrya sp. A120, 2425 nucleotides. The record is from the annotation of a GenBank genome assembly. NCBI's taxonomy places the organism in Eukaryota, Dinophyceae, Syndiniales, Amoebophryaceae.
UGAAGCACUUCGCUGUUGCUCUCGUUUGUUUGGUUGAAUCUCUCUUGGGUCGUGAGUCCUAGUCCUAGUAUUUUUGCUUCGUUAUGAUCAAUAUGGUGCUAGCGCAAAAUUGCGUAGACGGGAUUCAAUAUUAAAUACGUCGCAAGAUCUGUCGUCUCCUUCCAUCACCAUCGUGAAAUCGUGAGGCUGAUUUCUGGAUAGUCGUUCGAACUCGUAAAAGGAUUCUAGAAAUUGCAGGCAAUCAAACCUCGUCGGACGAAAGUAGGGUUUUCUUUCCCCUGUUGCAUGAUUCUUCUUCAAUUGUUGCAUAAAAAAAAGUUUGCGUCGUAGCUGGUCUUUUGUUUUUCGUAUCAUCAUGAACAAGAAAGUAGCGAGCUGACGUAUGGAAGACAAGAAGGAAAGAGCAACUAGUUCUGUUCAAGGACGUUAAACAAAAAUAUCCUUAAGUAGAAGCGCAAUCAGCAUGCUGCGGAUCAACAUGCGGGGGAUCACUCUCCGUGCGCGGCCGCGGAGAUCUUCAGUAGAAGUUCUUCUGCUUUAUUUCUUGUCCUUCCUCGUCUUCGACGGCACAUCUCUGACCGGCGCCGAUGUGGGUGUGGGACGCCGACCCGUGAACGAGCACGAUGAUUUAAUUACGCCACAUAAGCCUGUAUUGGUAUUGCUGCCUGGGGUACAACCGGACGUAUCUGCGGAUCAUGCUGACACCACCGGGAGGGAAGAGAAUUAUCUCGAAGAUCUUGUACUACGACCAGAUCCAACAUCAAAUCAUCGCGCGGAUGAGGACCUCCAGCAAGAAACCACCGAUGUUGUGGUGACAGAAGAUGAAUUUUUGCGGACGGAGGUUGAUGAGACUGGCGCGGCACUGCUCGAGCUGCCAGAAGUUCUUGUGUCUGCUGGUCGGGAAGAGGAUCUGGUCCUGGUGCCUACGACCGAGAGUACAUUCUCAUUCCGAGGAGCCUCCAGUGCGACGGGUUCGCGAGGACGAGACAAGAUCGUGGUCGUGACAAAAACUACAACACAGCAGGUCCACGAGGACCAGGUGGAGCGCCUCGCAGGUGCCAGCGUGGCGGACGAAAGUGUUGAGGAGGUACAACACGAUUUUGGCGCGGGUGUUUCAUCAUCAUCUUGGUCCGCCAUAAACUCCUCUUCCUCGACGACUCUCGGAUUGGGCGAGGACACUUCUUUCUUGCGCUCGUCUCUUUUCACGCCGGCAAGUUCGCAGCUCGAAGUUGUCCACCUCGCGUCGGAAUCUGGUGUGAAGGCCGACAUGAAGUCCCAGGAGGAGGGGUUCUUGGAAGUCAAAGUCGGCCAACUUUCGCACACACAGCCACAUUUGCACACCACGGCAGCAGGAGGACGCCGCCCCCGAGAUAAUGAAAACUCUCAUCACCUGCGGGUAGCGAGCUACAACAUCCUGUACGACUUGCAGACGGGCAGCCUGCAUAAGGGCGACAAAACGCAGCCGGCAAAAACGUGCGUUCGACAAGAUGGCGGCGCAAGCUGCAUCGUGAACCAAGGUCAGGUGAUCAGCGACAACGAUGUGACGCUUCUUGGGGUGCAGGAAUUCAUGGACCCCGGCGGACCUGCGCACUUUAAGAACGGGGACAGAAGCGCAGCUUCCCUCGAAAAGCAAGGUCAUGCGAGCCAGGAAGCGUUUCUCGAGGGUCUGAACAGCAACGCAGGUCGUGCGUGGGAGCUCGUCACUGGAGAGGGCAGCUGCGCGAUCUACGUGGACACGAGCGCGCCGUGGUACAAAGAUCACGAUCCGACGCGCGGCGGUCACCACCCCCUUCUGUUGGGCGACUACCUUCCCAAGAAGCAGAAGCAUAACCAGAACCCGGCUGUACGCGGAGCCACCGCUGCGUUUUUUCCACACAAAGCCUUAGUUUUUGCUUCCGCCUGGUUCGCGCACGGUCACGGUGUGGGUGCAGCCGGCAUGAAAGUCCUCACCGAGGCCCUCGGCAAGGCUAUUACCGCAAACGGAAUUGGCAACAGCGUCCACCGCAUCAUCGUGGCGAUGGAUUCUAACGUACAUCACCGUAGCAAUGAGUUUCUCCGCCAACAAUUUCCUGUCUCUUUGAUCGACAAUGUGAGUGGGAAGAAGGGCGGAAAACGAAAACAAGAUGAAACGAAAGAGCUGAAGCUGCACUUCGACUCGGGCAAUCAGAACAACCACAUGGGGUGCUGCAUUUGGGUACAGGAGCGAUUUUAUUUUUCUGGCCCGAUCUAUGGUGGCGACUUCAUCGCCGACACGGCGCAAGACGACCGGCACAAGACGCAACCCAUCACAAGUUGGAGCAACGGUGCCGAGAUCAUGGGGUACUGGGAGAAUGAUCCUCGUGGCAAGGCGCACGGGGACCCCGGGUCGACUAAAUGGCGCCUUACCUCCGACCAUCAGCCAGUUUACAAGGACGUGAUAUUGUGA